This is a messenger RNA of Hydra vulgaris (swiftwater hydra), 3332 nucleotides long. Its product is annotated as H(+)/Cl(-) exchange transporter 7. Gene Ontology annotation, cellular component: lysosomal membrane; intracellular membrane-bounded organelle. Gene Ontology annotation, molecular function: voltage-gated chloride channel activity. Gene Ontology annotation, biological process: transmembrane transport; chloride transport. NCBI's taxonomy places the organism in Eukaryota, Metazoa, Cnidaria, Hydrozoa, Anthoathecata, Hydridae. The record is from RefSeq and is a predicted model, not a curated record.
UUAGCUAGUUAUAUUAUUUUAAAUGGAAAAUAAAAAGAUCGUAUUUAUGUUUUGAUAUACUAAAGCUUAAAUAAUACUUCUCAAAAAGAAAAUGGUUAUAACUGAUAAAAAAUUAGGAAUCUUUGGUGGUGGUGAUAUAGCACCUAUGCAGACCAUUUAAUUUUUUUUUCAUUGCAUAUACUUUUAUUUUGACAACCAUGAAAUUCUGCUAUGACAUAUCAGUACAGUCAAACUGACAGCAUACCCUUAAAUGAUUUUACCCCAACUUCUACGCCAUUCAAGGCACCACUAUUUAAAGGCCAGCCAGAAAGUGAACCUUUACUUCGAGCACGUAGAGCAGCCAUGGCAAAGAGGCUCUCUACAUCAUCAGUUCCAUAUAUGGCACUCCCUUCUGUCUCUGCAAUAUCAGCUGGUCAAGCAAAAACUGAUACAGAAUACAGUGGACUUUCCGACAUUGGUAAUAUUUUGGAGAUUUCAACUGAAGAGCAACAAAUCAUUUCUAGCAAGUUUGAAAGUUUAGACUAUGAUAUCCUUGAAAAUAUCCCACAAAAGAAUGAACUAAGCACAUUUACAUCUGAACGGUUUAAUAAAGUGAAUAUUUAUCGAUGGAUUAUCAUGCUUAUGAUUGGUGUUCUUACUGCUCUCUUUGCUGCAACCAUUGAUAUAUCAGUUGAUAAGUUAGUCAGCUGGAAAUACAGAAUUAUAAAAAGUUAUCUAGAUAAUUGUAUAUACGACUCUUGCAUUGCGCUUCCAUAUGUUAUCUGGGUGGGACUAGAUUCUGCUUUUGUAUUUUUCGCUACAGUACUUGUUAUUUAUGGAGAGCCAGUAGCAGCAGGAAGUGGUAUUUCUCAAAUCAAGUGCUAUUUAAAUGGUGUAAAAAUUCCACAUGUUGUUAGAAUUAAGACUCUGAUUAUUAAGACUGUUGGAUUGGUUUUUUCUGUUGCUGGCGGUUUAGCUGUUGGAAAAGAAGGGCCGCUUAUCCAUAUUGGUUCAGUUAUUGCUGCUGGAAUUUCACAAGGGCGUUCUACUACUUUUAGUAAAGAUUUCCAUUUAUUUGAAGUUUUUCGAACCGAUCGUGAGAAGAGAGAUUUUGUAGCAGGUGGAGCUGCAUCUGGUUUAUCUGCUGCAUUUGGAGCGCCAAUAGGUGGUGUUUUAUUUUCUCUUGAAGAAGGUUCAAGUUUUUGGAAUCAAGCUUUAACCUGGAGAAUGUUUUUUGCAUCUAUGAUGUCAUCAUUUACAUUUAAUAUUCUUCUUUCAUUAUAUCAUGGAAAGUUUGGAAACUUUGAGUAUCCUGGUCUCAUCAAUUUUGGUCGAUUUUUUGAAUCAUACCGUGGAUACGAAAUUCCAAUGUUUUUAAUUCUGGCUGUAUUCGGUGGUCUGUUUGGUGCUUUAUUUAACACUGUUAACCAACGUUUGGCAAUGUUUAGAGUGAGGUUUAUUAAAAAUCGUCCUAUGCGUGUUAUUGAAAGUGUCAUCAUCGCAAUAAUAUCAUCUUGUGUAACAUUUUGUUUGAUAUAUUUUCAAAGUGACUGUAAACCAGAAGGUUUAUUUAAUGCCACUCAAACUUUACAGUUCUUUUGUGAGGAUUCAGAAUUUAGUGCUAUGGGGUCUCUUGCUUUUAAUAUACCUGAAAAAGCAUCAGUUAGUCUCUUUCAUGCUGAUCGAGGGAUGUAUGGCAUAACUACACUUGUUGUAUUUUUCGUAUUUUACUUUCUAUUGAGCAUAUGGACUUAUGGGCUAUAUGUACCAAGUGGUUUAUUUAUACCUACAAUUUUAGUUGGAGCUAUAUUUGGUCGUUUAUAUGGGGAACUUAUCCAUAUUGCUUUUCCUGCUGUUAACUGGUCUAAUCCUGGUGUAUAUGCUUUGAUAGGAUCAGCGUCAAUGCUUGGAGGAGUUUUGCGUAUGACUCUAAGCUUGUGUGUUGUCUUGAUAGAAGCUACAGGAAAUAUUGUUUAUGGUAUCCCUUUAAUGCUAUGCAUUAUGGUUUCAAAAUGGAUUGGUGACUUUUUUAAUGAGGGUAUAUUUGAUCUGGAUAUAAGGUUAGCAGGAAUUCCAUUCCUUGAUUGGGAGGUGCCACAAAUAAUGUCACAAAUCCCUAUGAGUCGAGUUAUGAAAACUCCUGUUGUUUGCUUCCAUGCUGAAGAAAGAGUAGGGCGCAUAAUUGAUGUGUUAAAAAAUACUGCUUCUCAUCAUAAUGGUUUUCCAGUUGUUGAUAAUGUACCACAAACUAUGGAAGGUGGUUGCGUUAGCUUUGGAACAUUUAAAGGCAUAAUACUUCGUUCUCAGCUUAUAAUUCUUUUAAAACAAAAAGUUUUUUUUGAAAGAGGACAAGGUAAACAGCGUCAUCAUCGUUUAACUAUAAAAGACUUUCGAGACGCCUAUCCACGGUUUCUUCCAAUUAGAAAUAUAAAUAUCUCUCAAAGAGAGCGUGAUUGUUAUAUUGAUUUACGAUCUUUUAUGAAUCCGGCUCCUUAUUCCAUACAGGAGAAAUCAUCAUUAAACAGAGGUUUUCGACUGUUUCGCGCAUUAGGCCUCAGACAUUUGGUGGUUGUUAACGAUAACAAUCAGGUGAUUGGCAUUGUUACACGUAAAGAUCUUGCAGGGUAUUGUACUUGGGCUCUACGUGGUCAAGGAAAUGAAGAACUUCUUGUCAUGCGAAAUCCUCACCAACAGCCUGUUUAAAGAAUGUUGUUCUAAAAAUGUUACACUUAAAGUAUGUCCACCUCUAAUGAUAUGUGGAUUGAAAUAAAGAUGUGCAUACAAAGCUAACUUCCAAUGUUACAUUGCAUUAUUAUUUAGCACAUUACUUGUAUUAUUGAUCUCGCUCAUUUAAUUAUUCAUCUCGUUCACUCUAUACAUCAAUAUAUCACAUAUCCAUAUUUAAAUAUAUUUAAUUUAUAAAAAAUAUUGGGCUUAUAGAUUGGUAGCUUAUAGUUCUUUUUUAAUUCUUAUUUCUUUUUUUAUUUUAUCUUUUUAUUUUUAUUUUUUACAAAUGCACAUUCUAAUUAAACUGCAUGUUUAUUAGUGUGCACACAAGUAUUUUUAAUCUAAUUUUUUUGUUUUUAUUUUGUAUCUACUUUUUGUUGACAUUAGUUUUGUUUAUUCCAGAGUUUGAAUAUUUUUUAAACAAAAAUAGAAAAAGGAACUUGUAACACUGUAAAACGCUCUUCCAUUUCAGCGUAGCGUGAACAAACAAUAUCGUAAUGCAGAAUUUUAACCCCACUGACAGCUUUUUUAUAUAUAACGGAAAAAAGACAGAAUUUAUCAUUUAUUUAGUUAAAAGAUUACCAAAUAUUUUGUAUUCUUUUUUAAUAAAAAUUUUUUAUGUUUAU